Anopheles merus is the source of this 5497-nucleotide messenger RNA. RefSeq names its product angiotensin-converting enzyme (gene Ance-3). The coding region runs from base 2223 to 5000 and encodes 925 amino acids. Gene Ontology annotation, biological process: proteolysis. Gene Ontology annotation, cellular component: plasma membrane. The transcript is spliced from 11 exons. The record is from RefSeq and is a predicted model, not a curated record. NCBI's taxonomy places the organism in Eukaryota, Metazoa, Arthropoda, Insecta, Diptera, Culicidae. Gene Ontology annotation, molecular function: peptidyl-dipeptidase activity; metallopeptidase activity.
CACUCUGGGCGCCCUUCGGAAGUGAAUAGUACGAAUCAACUCCAUGGGGCACGUCGCCGGUGUACAGGAGAUUGUAUCCACCGAUGAACAGGAGCUGUUUGCUUUGAAGAUUCUGAAACGUAACGAUCGUUUCUCCGUUCACCAGUCGCUGAGCCAGCCUCCAGGUACUGGCAAAGCCGCUGCUCUUCGAUGCCACCACGUACCGGUUGUCGUUUUCGCCCUGAUCGACGAUCUCGCUCGGGACCAGAAAUUCAUGCGUUUUGUUGUUGACGAUUGCGUAACAGCACGAGUUAAGUAGGCUGCCCGAGGGAUGUCCAUAGUGUAGUGCUAGACAGAGCACUAGCAGCGAAUACAGUGAUGCUUUGUGCAUGGCAGUAACACUUUGCUGUACGUACAAUUGUCUCCAAAGUGGUGUAUAUGCCUUUGGAAACCUUCUAUUUCAAGGCGAAAGGAGGAGUUUUGUUUGUAUAAACAAACCGGUAUAAACCGAACUAUGCCAAUUAUUUGACAUGAAACUUGUGCGCUUUGACAACAAUAGCAUACCGAGGCGCUUACACAAAAAAAAAAAAAAUGCGAUCCUUUCAUACUGAGUCCCGCCAUGUCGUUACUUCUAAACCUAUAAAUAGCGUGAAUCAUUGACAGCUUCAUUUGCAACGAACGGCAUCUCGUCCUACUUUGCAUAAAAGCACAUUUGGAAGAGUGUCCGGAGUGUAAAUUACAAUUCCAACCAUAACUCUCGCACUCCCCGUAGAUGGCCCUUGGCACGCGCUCGCCGGACAGUGUAACCGUUUCACGGUCACUCGGAAGAAUGUUCCUGUGGCCUGGCCGAUCUGGGCCUGUGUAGAUGCCGCAGGGUCAUAAAAAUUGGUUGACAGUUUUCGUUGUUGUGACCACGACGAACGUGGAAGCACACACGAGACACAAGGGGUAGUUCCGAUAUUGUGGUUGUUUAAACCGCAGAAAGAAUCUCAUUGUUCCGUGGCGUUCCGGUGGGGAUAGGUCGUUUUGCUAUCACGUAUCGCACAUCGGCCAGGUUCCCAGCGGUUUCCCACGCGUGUAGGCCCCCGUAUGCGUAUGACCUGUAUGUACAACGGUCUGAUACGGGUAGUUCGGGCUGGGGGAGCCGGUGUAUAUUGUUAGUUCGUACUGGCGUUUUGCUGGGCUCCCCCUCCCUUCUUCUUUUGUGCUUUGAGUCAUGCGCACCGUGAGCGGUUAGGUUUAAUUUUCAUUAACAUGCGCUCUCCAUAUGCUGAAUGCUUCCAUUCUUAUCUCAUCUACCCUCGCGACCGUGGCGUGUGGAGACUGAUGGAGAUGGAGACGGUGGACUUGCUGGUGGUGCGUAAGUGUGCCCUCCCUGGAGUACGGUACUGACUCAACUCAAACCCACACUCACAGACACAUGCUGAUUCGAAAGAACGGCGGCUAGAAGUUACCAUCUCCUGUGUCGUAUCAGUGUCUAUCAGCGGUGCUGAAUGCACGGUUACCAGUGUAAUUGUUUUCCAUCCCCCUUUCGUGUGCAAGUGAGAACGCGACAAAUGACCAUGUAAGGUUGACAAGGGAGAGAGCGAGUAUGCCCCACCUAGGUACUGCCGUUUCACUUUGACACUUAAUUUGAAUACCAUUAGAGGGACCUCCGUUACACAGCGGGAGGAUAGCGAACGUGCACAGAAGGGGAAAUGGUUAGCGGGUUGGGUUGGAAAACAAAAUUUCCCGCUGUAAACAGUACAGCACAAUUGGUUUGAUUGCUUGGUUGGAACCUGCUGACUUCCGACUGGGGCAGGUGUGGACCACGGGUGGCUUGCAACGUAUGACGCGGAACCGAUAGGAUUGCAAACUCGGGAGCUUUCAGUUUCGUUCGGUAGCUCGUCGCGGAUGGACAAUUUCGUAAGAAUCCCUUUUCGGCGGUGGAAGUACACGGUGCUGAUUGUGAAUUAAAGGAUGAAAUAUUAACAGUCAUCAGAUUACAGGUUGCGUGUGCUCCGUUGAACUUUGUUUUAUAGUUUACGCAUUGAUCUUGUGUUUUAUUAAUCGAAACUUUCUUCUUAUUGAAGUAUAAGUUAUGAAUUGUUUUAACGUAUGCCUACAGUGUUAUAGUUCAUGUGGGCAGAGGAAUAUUUUUAAACCAAGUGAAAGUGAAAACGUAACCAUUGCUGAAACCCUUACCUACAUACAAUUAGCAUAAUCCGCCCGAAAACAACGCCCUUAAAUUGCCUUCUUAACAUAUGCACACAGCACGACAUUACACAAUGUUGAAGCUGCUGAUAAAGUGCACCAUCGGUGCGUUGUUUGCCCUACAAUCGAUCCAUUGUGAGGCUGAUCCACAGCUUAACCUUCCACCUUUGGCACCGCCGGGUCUGGAAGGGCGUCGGCCCGUGACAUUUCCCAACGGGGAAGCUUCGCCGACGCGUGUACCGCUGGGUGUGGAUGGUGUCGUCAGUGGGGAUGGCAGUAGUGUGCAUGAUCGGAGUAGAAGUGAGCGGUUUGGUCCACCGUACGAUGGGGAUGACGAUGAAGAAGACGAACGUCCGAACUAUCCCGCCCAGCAACCGGAAGGACGCGCGAAUGAUUACGAUAGGCGAGAUCGUCAGGAUUCGCCUUACUCCUACAACGAUCGCAACAGGUACGGUGGGGAUCGUGGCUACGAUCGCAAUCAAAACCGUGAACGAUAUCCAGGCGAUCGUAGUCCAAAUCCGUACGUUUCUGAUGUAGACAAUCCAUUGCUGUAUCGGGAUGGAGGUGAUCGCAAUCGGAACAGGUACGUGUCCGAUGUGGAGAAUCCAUUGCUUUACCGCGAUCGGACACCGUACAACCCAAGCCGGGACGAUGACGAUCGUAACCGGUAUAAUCCCAACGCAAGGCCAUAUAAUCCAAACGAUCCUAGCUUUGGAGGACGCAAUCCACCCGAUCCAAACUAUCGCGAGCCAGGGCAGCGUGAUCCAAACUACCGUGAUCAAGGGUUCCGGGAGCCAGGUCAACGGUUUCCGGGCGAUGAUCGUACCCGGUAUCCGGACGAUCCUAACUAUCCGUACCGCAGCCCGGAAGAGGAACGAUUCCGCAUCGAGAACGAGCGGCGGUUUCGGGCGGAAACAGAAAAGCUACGCGCGUUUCUUACAGAGAUCGAUCGGAAAAGCUCACUGGAGUGUUCGUUGAAUGUGGCGGCGCAGUGGAACUUUGAGACAAACAUCAACGAUGCAACGCAGGUGGAAGCGCUUGCUGCUCAGCAACGGUACAACGACUUCCAGCGCCUGCUGUGGGAUCAAAUGCGCCGAAUAGACCAGACGAAAAUCUUCGACGACAAGCUGUACCGUCAGGUGCGUCUUAUGUCAAUCAUUGGCCCAAGUGCACUGCCACCGGAUCAGCUCGAUCGGUACAAUAGAAUCGUGAACGAUAUGCUGGCCAUCUUUAACGGUGCUACCAUCUGCGCGUACGAGCAACCGUUCGAGUGUGGACUACGCCUUCAACCCCAUCUGAAAGAUAUAAUGGCAAAGAGUCGCGAUUGGAAUGAGCUGCAGUACACCUGGCUCGAGUGGCGUCGAAAAUCGGGGCGCAACAUGCGAGAUCUCUUCGAGCAGUUGGUCGACCUUACGAACGAUGCUGGGCGUGUUAAUAACUUUACUGAUGCCGCCGCCUACUGGACGUUCCCGUAUGAGUCACGCAAUUUUCGCGAGGAAAUGGAACAGGUGUGGCGGGAGAUACUCCCGCUGUACGAGAUGAUUCAUGCGUACGUGCGCCGCAAGCUGCGCGAAUUCUACGGUCCGGAUAAGAUCAACAAAAAUGCACCUCUCCCGGACCACAUACUGGGUGACAUGUACGGGCAGAGCUGGCAGAACAUCCUGGACAUUGUGAUACCGUACCCGGGUCGUAGCUUUCUCGAGGUAACGCCAGAAAUGCAGAAGCAGGGCUACAAUCCGCUGGUUAUGUUCCAGAUCGCGGAAGAGUUCUUCGUGUCGAUGAAUAUGUCCGCAAUGCCACCGGACUUUUGGGCGUCGUCCAUCCUGACGCAACCGCCAGACCGACCGAUCCUGUGCCAACCGUCAUCGUGGGACUUUUGCACCGGAAAGGACUACCGCGUCAAGAUGUGUACGCAGGUGACGCACAAAGAUUUCAUUACCGUGCACCACGAGCUGGCGCACAUACAGUACUUUCUGAACUAUCGUAACAAUCCGAAGGUGUUCCGCGAUGGAGCUAAUCCAGGUUUCCAUGAAGCGAUCGGUGAUGCAAUCUCGCUCUCUGUCGCCUCGCCGAAGCAUUUGCAAAAUCUGGGCCUCGUCCAGAAGUCCGUCGAUGAUACGGCGCACGACAUAAACUUCCUGUUUUCGCUCGCGAUGGAAAAGGUAGUGUUUUUACCGUUUGCGCUCGCCCUUGAAGCGUGGCGGUAUGACGUCUUCAGCAAGCGCGUCCGCAAGGAGCAGUACAACUGCCACUGGUGGCUGCUGAGGGAGGAGUAUGGCGGCGUUAAACCACCGGUGCUUCGGUCCGAACUUGACUUUGACCCUGGUGCAAAGUAUCACGUGGCAGCAAACAUCCCGUACAUCAAAUACUUUUUCUCCAACGUGCUACAGUUCCAGAUCUAUCGCGCCCUGUGCACCGCCUCGGGUCAGUACGUACCACAGGAUCCCAGCAAACCGUUGCAUAAGUGUGACAUCUACCGCCAACCGGCAGCCGGUAACAUUCUCAAAAAGCUGAUGGAACGCGGAACGUCACAGCCGUGGCAGCAGGUCCUGCAGGAGGUGAUCGGCGAGGGCCGGCUGGACGGGUCGGCAUUGCGUGAGUUUUUCCGACCGCUUGAGGAAUGGCUGCGGAAUGAGAACCUGCGCAACAACGAGUACGUCGGCUGGAUCUACGAUGGUGACUACUGCAAGCACAGCAUCGAGACGGCCAAUCUACAAGUGUUCGGUGGCUUCUACAAUGUUGCAGUCGAGGUGCAGCUUACCAGCUGGCUGAUGCUUAUGCUGAGCUCCUGCUUGGUCGUGAUGCGAACGUUCGCCAGCGUCGGCUAAGAUAGAUCGGUCAGGAAAGAAAUGGGCCAACCAAUGCCCGAUGUGGUCGUUAAAGUGAGCAGGAUUGUUCGUGGUUCAGUUUCAGUAAAGUGGCUUAGUUUGGUAGACAAAAUGCAGAAGUAGAAGCGUUAGACGUAAGUUAAAUCAUAAUAAAUAGAGAAAAAAACUAGACUGCCUCUUUGGAGUAUGACAUACGAUCCAAAAUGACUCGUCAAGUUCAUUGUCGUCCGGUCGCUGCAUCCAGGAAAUCGGAACAUACAGGGCCAGUCAACUUGUCCCUUGCCAGCGGCCACUGACGGAGCGCAACAAUUUGCCUCAAUUGAGUUGGGCCGAUGGUGCGGUUGUUUUGUUUUCGCUUUUGAUGGGGUGUGUCGUUUUGCUUCAGCUUCCUUAAGUGCUGCAGUAGAGAUGAAACAGAGGGAGAGUUUGGCAAUUGGAUCCAUGCCUUGAGAAGGAAGCAUGGGAGCGUAGGGUUUUCUUGGAGAUGAUGAUUCAUU